This is a messenger RNA of Menidia menidia (Atlantic silverside), 1704 nucleotides long. Lineage: Eukaryota; Metazoa; Chordata; Actinopteri; Atheriniformes; Atherinopsidae. The record is from the annotation of a GenBank genome assembly.
AUGUCUGAUUUCGAAGAGUUUGAGAAGCAGCUGAGCGAGAACCGACAAGAGCGGGAGCGGGAGCGGCACAAAAAGCGGAGUCGCAGCGGCUCGCCGCCCGCCCGCGCAGACAAGCACCGCAGCCGGGAGAAACGCAGCCGCAGCCGGGACCGGAAGAGCCGGGACCGCCGCAGCUGCUCCCGGGACCACAAGAAGCACAGCCGCUCUCCCAGGCGCACCAGGAAGAAACGGACCUGCAAGUACUGGGACGUUCCUCCGCCCGGCUUUGAGCACAUCACACCGAUGCAGUACAAAGCUAUGCAAGACCUCCUCCCAUCAGACCUCCUCCCAUCAGACCUCCUAACUGUCAGAACUCCUGCUAUCAGACCUCCUCCCUGUCUGACCUCCUCCCAUCAGACCUCCUCCCAUCAGACCUCAUCCUAUCUGACCUCCUCCCGACAAACCUCCUCAGUGUCUGACCUCCUCCCAUCAGACCUUCUAACCAUCAGACCUCCUCCCAUCAGACCUCCUCCCAUCAGACCUCCCAUCAGACCUCCUCCCAUCAGACCUCCCAUCAGACCUCCCAUCAGACCUCCUAACUGUCAGACCUCCUUCAAACCUCCUCUCUACCAGGCCUCCUUCGGACCUCCUAACUGUCAGACCUCCCAUCGGACCUCCUCCCUGUCAGUCUUCCUCCCAUCAGACCUCCUCCUUUACAGCUCUCUCUCUUCCUCCCGUUCCCCAGCGGCCGGUCAGAUCCCGACGAUAGCCCUGCUGGCCUCGUCCACCACCACCGGAGUGGCCGCCGCCCCGACCCAAGUGCCCAUCAUGCGCCUGGCCGGCCUCUCACAGGCCCCGAGCAACCCCGUCCUCGCCGUGCAGAUCAACCAGGACAAGAACUUUGCUUUCCUAGAGGCCAUGGCCUUCGACGGGAUCAUCUUCCAGGGCCAGUCGCUGAAGAUCCGGCGCCCUCACGACUACCGGCCUCUGCCUGGCAUUUCCGAGCAGCCGGCUUUCCACGUCCCGGGCGUUGUCUCCACAGUGGUGCCAGAUUCCCCCCAUAAGCUCUUCAUCGGAGGCCUGCCCAACUACCUUAACGAUGACCAGGUUAAGGAGCUCUUGACGUCCUUUGGGCCGCUCAAAGCCUUCAACCUGGUGAAGGACAGCGCCACCUCGCUGUCUAAAGGUUACGCCUUCUGUGAAUACGUGGACAUCAGCGCCACCGAUCAGGCCGUGGCCGGGCUCAACGGGAUGCAGCUCGGGGACAAAAAGCUGAUCGUCCAGAGGGCGAGCGUCGGAGCUAAAAACGCCAAUCCUAGCUCUCCCUCUGACUCGCUGCCCCCCCCCCCCACCUCCAUCAUAGAGACCCCGGUGACCCUGCAGGUGCCCGGGCUGCAGAGGCUGCAGACCUCGGGCCUGCCCACCGCGGUGCUGUGCCUUCUGAACAUGGUGAUGCCCGAGGAGCUGGUGGAGGACGACGAUUACGAGGAGAUCCUGGAGGACAUCCGGGAGGAGUGCUGCAAGUACGGCAGCGUCCGCUCCAUCGAGAUCCCCCGGCCGGUGGCCGGCGUGGAGGUCCCCGGCUGCGGAAAGAUUUUCGUGGAGUACGUUUCUGCUGCAGACUGUCAGAAAGCCAUGCAGGCGCUCACCGGCCGCAAGUUUGCCAACAGAGUGGUGGUCACCAAAUACUACGACCCCGACAUGUACCACAGGCACGAGUUCUGA